AUGGCGGAGGGGGUGAGGCAGGUUCUCCAGAGGCCAAUUCAACUGGCAGAUGAGGUGAUUAAGCUGGCCGACGACGCCCACCCCUCCUUCAAAGCCGACUACGUUGAUCUCAGGGUGAAGGCGGAUCGGCUGGCGGCGCUGCUCCGGCAGGCCGCCCGCGCCGAUCUCUACGAGCGGCCGACGCGGCGGAUUAUGCACGAGACGGAGCAGGUCCUGGAAAAGGCGCACUCCAUCGCCUCCAAGAGCCGCACCUCCCACGGCCUCAUCAAGCGUGUCUUCAAUCCGGCCACACCGUCCAGGAAGAUCCACUCACAGCUCGAUAACUGCAUCACCGACGUCUCCUGGCUGCUGCGAGUGUCCGCCACACGCAGGCACGACGGUGGAGAGGGCGGCGACUCCGACGACGACGACGACGUAGGUCUGGGGCUUCCGCCCAUCGCCGCCAACGAGCCGAUCCUCGGCCUGAUCUGGGAAGCGGUGGCAAAGCUCCAGAACGGCUCGCUCGAGAAGCGGACGUCCGCCGCCUCCGAGCUCGUCUCCCUCGCCUCCGACAAUGACCGCAAUUGGAAGCUCAUCAUCGAGGAGGGCGGCGUGGGGCCUCUCCUGAAGCUGGUGAAGGAAGGGAAAGCGGAGGGGCAGGAGAACGCCGUGAAGGCCAUCCUCCUGCUGGCCCGAGACUCGGAGAGCGUUGAGAAGCUGGUCCAGGCCGGUGUCUGCUCCAUCUUCGCCAAGGUGCUCAAGGAAGGCCCCAUGAAGGUGCAGGCCUCUGUGGCCAACGCCGUCGCCGAGCUCGUCGACAAGUACCUCCCGUGCCAAGACGAAUUCGCCCAGCACAACGUCGUCCGCCUCCUCGUCGCUCACCUCGCCUUCGAAACCCUCGAGGAGCACAGCAAGUACACCAUCCCUUCCAAGAGCCACAUGUCCAUCCACUCCGUGGUCCUCGCCAGCAACAAGAACCAGAUGCACAACACCACCCAGUCUCAUCACGGCGGUGACGCCGCCGCCGUGCACCCCGCCGGGAAUGGCCAUCUCUCGCACCAGCAGCACCCGCAGGGAUCCUCGUCGGGGGCCAGUCUCAAGGGGAGAGAGUCCGAGGACCCGGAGACGAAGGCCGCGAUGAAGGCGAUGGCGGCCAAGGCCCUGGCGCUGCUGGCCAGGGGCCACCCCAACAUCUGCAAGAACAUCACCGAUUCCAGGGCUCUCCUCUGCUUCGCCUCCCUUCUGGAGAAGGGGCCCGACGACGUCAGGUACAACUCCGCCAUCGCUCUGAAGGAGAUCGCGAGGGUGGCGGAGGACGAUGCAGACCUGCGGCGAUCGGCAUUUAACCCCAGCUCCCCUGCGGCCAAGGCGGUGGUGGACCAGCUGCUCCGGGUGAUUGAGGAGGGAGACUCAGACCGCCUGCUACUCCCCUGCAUCACGGCGAUCGGGUGCCUGUCGAGGACAUUCCGGGCGAAGGAGACGCGGAUCAUUGGCCCCCUGGUGCGGUUCCUAGAGAGAGAAGGGCAGCUGACGAGGGAGGCGGUGAUCGCCCUCACCAAGUUCGCCUGCACAGAGAACUACCUCCACAUGGAUCACUCCAGGGCCAUCAUCAACGCGCAGGCGGCCAAGCCCCUCGUCCAGCUGGUGUACCUCGGCGAGCCGCCGAGCAUCAGGAAGGAGGCCCUGGUCCUGCUGUGCUACAUCGUACGCCAUGUCCCCGAAAGUGAGGCGCUGACGGACAACGACGACGUCAUCUCGGCCCUCAGGUGGGCCUCCAAGAACAUCUUCACCGAGGAGGAGGAAGAGGUCGAGAAGCUGCUGACGGAGGCCAAGGGCAGACUGGAGCUCUACCAGUCCAGAGAUCCAAGGGGAUUCCGCUGA
Messenger RNA from Spirodela intermedia, 1860 nucleotides. The record is from the annotation of a GenBank genome assembly. Lineage: Eukaryota; Viridiplantae; Streptophyta; Magnoliopsida; Alismatales; Araceae.